Messenger RNA from Lineus longissimus, 1281 nucleotides. RefSeq lists its product as uncharacterized. Lineage: Eukaryota; Metazoa; Nemertea; Pilidiophora; Heteronemertea; Lineidae. Gene Ontology annotation, molecular function: nucleic acid binding. Gene Ontology annotation, biological process: DNA integration. The transcript has a single exon. The coding region runs from base 1 to 1281 and encodes 426 amino acids. The record is from RefSeq and is a predicted model, not a curated record.
AUGGCUGACGAUAAGAGAUGGUGCAGAGGGCCAGAUUUCCUGUGGAAAGGAGAGGAAGAAUGGCCAAGGCAGGUGAUGGAAUCACUUGAUGUGUCUGGAGCAACUGUUAGUGAAGUAGCCAUGGGUGAAGAGAAGAAAGAGGCGAAUAGCGCAGUAGCCCAAGUGAGUACACCAGUUCUACCAGCCGCAUCAUUUUCCAGCUGGACCAGAUACCGAAGAAUGGUGGCCUGGAUGCUGUGCUUUGCCAAGAAACUACCCAAGAGGAAAGAUGGGAUGCGAUCAUUUACCCCUGAUGAGUUGAGGCAAGCUGAGAUUGGGAUUUUGAGAGAUGCUCAGAGACAAGUCUUCAAGUCUGAGAUGUUGAGUGUACAGAAAAGUGAAGAACCCUUCCGUGGAAGUCUGAGAGAUCUAUGUCCCAUGAUUGAUGACGAUGGCCUGUUGAGAGUUGGUGGGAGAUUGGAGAAGUCAGAUCUGCCCUAUGACGCUCAACACCCAAUCAUACUGCCCAAGAAUCAUCCUGUGACCACGUUGAUCAUCCGAUCAUUCCAUUUGUUGGCAUACCAUGUGCGUGGAGUGAAUGGACUGCUUGCCGAUAUCAGGACGAGAUAUUGGCCGGUGAAUGGGCGAGAGGCUGUGAAGAAGUACGAGCUCACAUGUGUCAAGUGUAAGGAACGAAAGAAGAAAUUGUACCAGCAAAAGAUGGCGUCACUACCUGGUCUGAGGGUCAAGAUUCCAAUCCGAGCGUUUGCCCACUGUGGAGUUGAUUAUGGCGGGCCAUAUCUUGUCAAGGUGACCAGGAAGAUGAGGGACAAACGAUACUUGUGUUUGUUUACCUGUUUGGCGUCUCGAGCGGUACACCUGGAGGUGGCUUUUGGAUUGGAUACCGCCAGCUUUCUGAAUGCGCUGAGUAGGAUGACAGCCAGACGAGGGCGCCCUCAGGUCAUGGUCUCUGAUAAUGGAACAAACUUCCGGAGCGCUGACAGAGAAUUAAGAGAACUGGUAAAUGAACUUGACCAAGAACGCAUCACCAAUCAUCUUGCAGAGAAAGGUAUUGAAUGGCGGUUCAAUCCUCCCUUAGGAGCCCAUCAUGGAGGCGUCUUUGAGAUCAUGAUAAAAGCUGCAAAGAAAGGGCUCAAGGCAAUCCUGGGAGAGGCAGUGGUGAAUGAUGAGGAGUUUUCAACAGCUGUGGCAGAGGUAGAAGGUCUUCUGAAUGCCCGACCUAUCACCUACUGUGGCCAAGAUCCGAAAGAUGAGAAUGUGUUGACCCCGAACUCUUUUUGA